UGGUGCUGAAGCAUACAUAUGGCAGACUGUGUGCAGGGGAAGUGAGAAUCAUUAUGACUAGCUGUACACGAAAGAAGGCAUUGACCAGCUAACGCUGCCAGAAGGAGUUGGACUGAGCCAGGCACAGGGCAAAUACCAUGUCUUUGCUGUGCGUAGGAGUGAAAAAAGCGCAAUUUGAUGGCGCUCAAGAAAAGUUUAAUGCUUACGUAACCCUGAAGGUUCAAAAUGUGAAAAGCACAACAAUCGCUGUGCGGGGGAACUUACCCUGCUGGGAGCAGGACUUCAUGUUCGAGAUCAAUCGGUUAGACCUUGGUCUGACGGUGGAAGUCUGGAAUAAGGGAUUGAUCUGGGACACAAUGAUAGGGACGGUAUGGAUCCCACUAAGCAACAUUCGACAGUCUAACGAGGAGGGACCAGGAGAAUGGUGGACCCUUGACUCCCAAGUCAUAAUGACAGAUAAUGAAAUUUGUGGAACCAAAGACCCAACCUUUCAUCGUAUACUACUCGACACCCGAUUUGAACUUCCCUUGGAUAUUCCCGAAGAAGAGGCUCGAUACUGGGCAAAGAAACUUGAACAGCUCAAUGCCAUGCGGGUUCAGGAUGAUUAUGUGUUUCAGGAAGAGCCAGAUGAUCCUAUUCCCAGCCAUCGUUCCCAGUGUUGUAUCCCUGAUUACUUUGGCUGGGGAGAACAGCGUAAUAAUGAGGAUCCUGACAGUGCCAUGGAUGAUCGUGAUAGUGAUUAUCGCAGUGAGACCAGCAACAGUAACCCACUCCCCUACUACUCCACAGCUCAGCCUAACGCCUCUGUGCAUCAGUACCCUAUCCGUCAGCAACAGAGUUCUCAUGGAUCCUGCACAGAUUCUGUGAACAGCUGUGAGAUGGACUGCUCAGACCAUCGGCCAAUCAGCCCCAUGGGAAGUAGCCGAUAUGCCUCAUCAGAUGAUAUCAGCCAGUGCUCCUCUCAGCUUAGUGAUGAUUUCGACCCAGAGAACUACAGCAUUCAAGGCUCGGAAAUUGAGGAGGACAGAGACAGAGACUCCUAUCACUCCUGUCACAGCUCAGUCAGCUACCAGAAGGACUCUCCAAAUUGGGAUGAAGAAGAGGGACCAGACGAUUUUGAUGAGGAUGAAGGUGGAUACCCUGAAAGCAGAGGGCGUAUUUAUGACAGUGAUGUAUACGACGAUGAUGAAAUACCGGAGGAGGAUGAAGUAGGAAAGCUAGGUUAUGGAGAAGAGGAGGCAGGAUACCUUUCAGAGGGCAAGGUAAAGAGUCCCCUGGAAGUACCAGUGGAGAAGGAAAUCCCAGAAGUUCCAACAGAGGAAGUUGAAGUUGAACCUGUGUCUGUGGUGGAGGAGCCUGCAUCAAUUGAAAGUUACAGGGAAGAGAUAUCCAGCGCAGCAAGAGCUAAAUCCAAUUGGCUGAGGGCAUUCAACAAAGUACGGCUACAGUUGCAAGAGGCAAGAGGAGAGGGCAGUGGAGAAAUGUCCAAGUCUCUAUGGUUUAAGGACGGGCCUGCCGGUGGUCUCAUAAUUAUAGAUAGUAUGCCAGAUAUACGAAAGAGAAAGCCUAUACCUCUGGUCAGCGAUUUGGCCAUGUCCCUGGUCCAGUCACGAAAGGCUGGCAUAACCUCCGCACUUGCAACAAGCACCUUAAACAACGAAGAGCUAAAAAACCAUGUUUACAAAAAGACCCUGCAAGCUUUAAUAUACCCAAUAUCCAGCACCACCCCCCACAACUUUGAAGUGUGGACUGCCACAACCCCUACAUACUGCUAUGAAUGUGAGGGUCUCCUGUGGGGCAUUGCCAGGCAAGGCAUGCGCUGUACUGAGUGUGGGGUCAAGUGCCAUGAGAAAUGCCAGGACCUACUGAAUGCUGACUGUCUCCAGAGAGCAGCGGAAAAGAGCUCAAAACAUGGGGCAGAAGAUCGAACUCAGAAUAUUAUUAUGGUCCUGAAGGACCGCAUGAAGAUCAGAGAAAGGAACAAGCCCGAGAUCUUUGAACUGAUCCAGGAAGUGUUUGGAGUGCUUAAGGCCACUCAUGCUCAGCAGAUAAAAGCUGUGAAACAGAGUGUGUUGGACGGUACCUCUAAAUGGUCAGCAAAGAUUAGCAUCACAGUGGUGUGUGCUCAAGGUUUGCAAGCCAAGGAUAAGACAGGUUCCAGUGAUCCUUAUGUUACAGUCCAGGUGGGGAAAACCAAGAAAAGAACCAAAACAAUCUAUGGCAACCUCAACCCCGUGUGGGAGGAGAAUUUUCACUUCGAGUGCCACAAUUCUUCAGAUCGGAUCAAGGUGCGCGUGUGGGAUGAGGAUGAUGAUAUAAAAUCAAGAGUAAAGCAGAGGUUCAAACGAGAGUCUGAUGAUUUCCUAGGGCAGACGAUCAUUGAAGUCCGUACCCUAAGUGGAGAGAUGGACGUGUGGUACAACUUAGAUAAACGCACAGACAAAUCUGCUGUAUCUGGGGCCAUCCGACUGCACAUAAGUGUGGAGAUAAAGGGAGAGGAGAAGGUAGCUCCAUAUCAUGUACAGUACACAUGUCUACAUGAGAACUUGUUUCAUUUCCUAACGGACGUGCAGAACAAUGGAGUCGUGAAGAUCCCAGACGCUAAGGGCGAUGAUGCCUGGAAAGUCUAUUUUGAUGAGACUGCGCAGGAGAUCGUUGAUGAGUUUGCAAUGAGAUAUGGAGUGGAGUCCAUAUACCAGGCCAUGACUCAUUUUGCCUGCCUCUCAUCCAAGUACAUGUGUCCUGGUGUACCAGCAGUAAUGAGCACACUCCUUGCCAAUAUUAAUGCAUAUUAUGCCCACACCACAGCAUCCACCAAUGUGUCUGCCUCAGAUCGCUUCUCUGCUUCCAACUUUGGGAAAGAAAGAUUUGUGAAGCUGCUUGACCAACUGCACAACUCUUUGCGUAUUGACCUAUCCAUGUACCGGAAUAAUUUUCCUGCAAGCAGCCCAGAGAGACUCCAGGACCUCAAGUCUACUGUUGAUCUUCUUACUAGUAUUACAUUUUUCAGGAUGAAGGUACAAGAGUUGCAAAGUCCUCCACGGGCCAGUCAGGUGGUAAAGGAUUGUGUGAAGGCCUGUCUGAACUCUACCUAUGAAUACAUCUUCAAUAACUGCCACGAAUUAUAUAGCAGAGAGUAUCAAAGUGAUCCCGCAAAGAAGGGAGAAUUGCCACCUGAGGAACAAGGUCCAAGUAUCAAAAACCUGGAUUUUUGGUCCAAACUCAUCACAUUGAUUGUGUCCAUUAUAGAAGAGGAUAAGAACUCAUACACACCCUGUCUAAAUCAGUUCCCCCAGGAGCUGAAUGUUGGUAAAAUCAGUGCUGAAGUGAUGUGGAGUCUGUUUGCUCAAGACAUGAAAUAUGCUAUGGAAGAACACGACAAGCAUCGCUUGUGUAAAAGCGCUGACUACAUGAAUUUGCACUUCAAGGUUAAGUGGCUAUAUAAUGAAUAUGUGACUGACCUGCCAUCUUUUAAGAAUAAGGUUCCGGAAUACCCUGCCUUUUUUGAGCCAUUUGUUAUCCAGUGGUUGGAUGAGAAUGAAGAAGUGUCCAGAGAUUUUCUGCAUGGAGCCUUGGAAAGGGAUAAGAAGGAUGGGUUCCAGCAGACCUCAGAACAUGCUCUGUUCUCCUGCUCUGUAGUAGAUGUCUUCUCGCAACUCAAUCAGAGUUUUGAAAUCAUUAAAAAGUUGGAAUGCCCAGACCCACAGAUUGUGGGACACUAUAUGAAGAGAUUUGCAAAGACAAUCAGUAACAUUCUUCUUCAGUAUGCAGAAAUAAUCUCCAAAGACUUUGCUCUGUAUUGCUCCAAAGAGAAGAAAGAAGAGAAAGUGCCCUGUAUCCUGAUGAAUAAUAUCCAACAGCUACGGGUUCAGCUGGAGAAGAUGUUUGAAGCAAUGGGUGGAAAAGAGCUUGACCCUGAAACCAGUGCCAUUCUUAAAGACCUGCAGGUGAAACUUAACAAGGUCCUCGAUAAACUGAGCAGUGUGUUUGCAACCAGUUUCCAGCCACAUAUUGAGGAAUGUGUGAAGCAGAUGGGGGAAAUUCUGAGUCAGGUGAAAGGCACGGGCAACGUUCCAGCCAGUAACUGUAGCAGUGUGGCCCAGGAUGCAGAUAACGUGUUACAGCCCAUACUGGAUCCAUUGGACAGCAUCUUGACUCUGUUUGCUAAGAUUUGUGAAAAAACAGUACUAAAACGUGUUUUGAAGGAGCUCUGGAAACUAGUGAUGAACACCAUGGAAAAGAUUAUUGUCCUUCCACCAUUGACAGAUCAGACGAUGAUAGGAACGCUGCUGAGAAAACAUGGCAAGGGACUAGAGAAGAGCAGGGUGAAGCUGACGUACCAUGCAGAUGGGUCUCAUCUUAUUAUGAAUGCUGCAAACCAACUAGGACAGCUAUCUAAGCUCAAGGAUCACAUGGUGAGGGAGGAAGCAAAGAGUCUAACUCCAAAACAAUGUGCAGUGGUGGAGCUUGCACUGGACACAAUUAAGCAAUAUUUCCAUGCUGGAGGUGUUGGUCUCAAAAAGACUUUUCUUGAGAAGAGUCCAGCUCUGCAGUCUCUUCGCUAUGCACUCUCUCUUUACACACAGGCUACAGACACACUCAUCCAAACCUUCGUCCAAACACAGUCUGCUCAGGGAUCUGGUGUGGAAGAUUCCGUGGGAGAGGUUUCUAUACACGUAGAGCUCUUCACUCACCCAGGAACAGGGGAACACAAGGUCAGCGUAAAAGUCGUAGCAGCCAAUGACCUUAAGUGGCAGACCUCUGGAAUUUUCCGUCCCUUUAUUGAAGUAAACAUGAUAGGUCCAAAUUUGAGUGACAAGAAGAGGAAAUUCACUACAAAGUCCAAGAACAAUAGCUGGGCCCCAAAAUACAACGAGAGCUUCCAAUUCACACUGGGCAGCGAGCAUGGUCCAGAGUGUUACGAACUACAGGUGUGUGUGAAAGACUAUUGCUUUGCACGUGAAGACAGAACAGUGGGCACAGCGGUAAUGCAACUGCGAGAUCUGGCACAGAAAGGAAGCUGUGCAUGCUGGCUUCCACUUGGCCGAGGCAUUCACAUGGAUGAUACUGGAUUGACCAUAUUGAGGAUCUUGUCCCAGCGUAACAAUGAUGAGGUGGCCAAAGAGUUUGUUAAACUCAAAUCUGACACCCGCUCACCUGAGGAAGGCAGCUAGAGCAAUUGGGUCCAUUACCCCUUCUCUUUGGGAACUAGCGGAUCCCUUCACUGCCUUGCACCCCAGGCCCAAACUGUAAAUAAUUUAGAUAUUAAAGAAAAUAAAUAUAUCACACAUUUAACCUGGUCACUGCCGGCAGUGCUCCCAAAGCAGACAUAGCGUUCUGCCUGUUGCUCUACAAUAAUGGUGCCUUUCUGGCAGUGACAGGGUUAAGGUGUGCACAAACACACACACACACUAAGGGCUUUGUUCAAAUGUGCCAUUGUGUUAAUGCUGUCCCUGCUGUACCACAAGAUCAGAGUUGUUGAAGGAGGGAGUGUUAUCCCUUGCUUGCAUCACUCUGUGGGGGCUUAAGAGCACCCUAGCAGUGGGAAGAUUAGCAAUGUGAGAGACCAUGUUCCCCUAUAGAAGGGGUUUAAUACCCCCUUUCCCCAUCCCUGUGGCCUGUUAAAGUUGCCUGCACCCCACCCCUUCUCUGUAUAUAGGAUCUCCCUGUACCAGUGUCUUAUUCUGUGCAAUGGUGCUGCAUGGGUAUUCAUUUUCUAUUUAAAAAAAAAAAAAACACUCCAAACCUGGAAAACCGUGGUAGCCCUAUUCAGCUCAUGCCUGUCUUGCCUUGGAUUGAAACAUCAUUGAAAAACCACCACUUUCACAGUGUAGCAAAGAGGACACUGCCAGAUGCCCAUAUGUUUAAGAAACCUGUCCUUCCCUAAAACUGCCCAUUACAUCCAGCACUGAAAGGGUUUAAACAUAACCCUCAUCUCCUCACCAGGGCAGCAAGGACAAAUGACCAUAGUUCCCCAACCACUGCACAAAGGGUUGAAGCCCCAUUCCUUUUUUAUAUAAACAAAAAACAAAAUGUGGCAUGUGUUCCAGAAAAAAGAUGCAUCAAAUGCCACCCCAUCCUGAUCAACCGCCUUUCAUUUACAAGUUAUUUCCUCCCCUCUUUGUUGCCCCUGGGUGCAUGUGGAACAGUUUUGCACUAAUUUGGACAUUUUUGGUCUCUGUAAAAAUAUUUUAUUAUGACAGCCAUUAAAUAAAAAUAAACACAG
Molecule: messenger RNA, 6226 nt
Organism: Spea bombifrons (plains spadefoot toad)
Lineage: Eukaryota; Metazoa; Chordata; Amphibia; Anura; Pelobatidae
Gene: UNC13A
Product: unc-13 homolog A
Exons: 44
Coding region: 138-5174 (1678 amino acids)
Biological process (GO): synaptic transmission, glutamatergic; neuromuscular junction development; synaptic vesicle priming
Cellular component (GO): synaptic vesicle membrane; presynaptic active zone cytoplasmic component; neuromuscular junction
Molecular function (GO): calmodulin binding; phospholipid binding; calcium ion binding
Source: RefSeq, a predicted model, not a curated record